AUGUACGCUGCGCUGCUGCUCGUCACGCAUGCGCUCGCAGCACCCUACAUCCUGUCCUUUGGGCGCUACGCGCUGAAGGCGACGCACGCGCGCGUGGUCGAGCGCGCGCUCGGCUCGCGGCUCGUCGCCGCCCAGCUGCGACCCCAGCGGUGCUCGCCGAUCCCGUCGGACUUUUUGAGCCUCGACCUGCCCCCGGCCGCGGCGUUGUCCCUCGCGCGGCGCGGCUUCCGGCUGUCGCGCGACCGGCGGCGCGCGCGGCGCCCGCUCUUCGCGCCGCGGAACGAGAGCUUCCUCGCGUUCGCGCGCACGCGACAGCUCCGCGACGCGCCCGCGCGGCCGCAGCGGCGGUCGCCCUACGCCGAGGUCGUCGCGCCGGGCCUCGAGGCGCGGGCCGCGUGGGCACAGGGGGAAAUCGGCGCGAACGCGUCCGUCGCGGUCUUCGACACUGGCCUGCCUCCCGACCACGGCCACUUCCGCGCGCGGCCCGGCGAGCUCGUGGAGCGCAUCAACUGGACGAGCGAGCGCACGCUCGCGGACACGCUGGGCCACGGCACCUUCGUCGCGUCGAUCGUCGGCGGCGUCGGGCCGGGCUGCCCGGGCUUCGCGCCGGGCGCGGCGCUCCACGUGCACCGCGUCUUCACGAACCAGCAGGUGUCCUACACGGCCUGGUUUUUGGAUGCUUUUAACUACGUUCUGUGGCGCGGCGACGUCGACGUGCUGAACCUGAGCGUCGGGGGGCCGGACUUUGCGGACGCGCCGUUCGUCGACAAGGUCCGCGACGUCGUCGCGUCGGGCGUCACCGUCGUGUCGGCCAUCGGCAACGACGGCCCGCUCUGGGGCACGCUCAACUCGCCCGCCGACAUGCUCGAGGUCGUCGGCGUCGGCGGCGCGGAGGCGCGGAGUGGCCGCGUCGCGCCGUUCUCGUCGCGCGGGCAGACGCUGAGCGAGGCGCCCGGCGGCGGCGCGGGCCGCGCGAAGCCCGACGUCACGGCGGCGUCCAACGGCGUGCUCGGCGCCUUCCCCGACGGCGACGCGUGCCGGCCCAUGCACGGCACGUCCGUCGCGUCGCCGUCCGUCGCCGGCGUCGCCGCUCUAAUCGCGUCGGCCGCGCGGCGCGCGGGCGCGGCGACGCGGAACCCGGCCAUGGUGCGCCAGUGCCUGCACGCGACGGCGAAACCCUACGGCCGCUUCAACGCGACGGAGCGCGCAAGCGACGCCGACGGGUCGCGGUCGAGCCUCUACGCGCAGGGCGCCGGCCGGAUCGACGCCGCGGCGGCCGUCGCGUGCGCGGAGCAGUACAGGCCCCGCGUGACGCUCUUCCCGGCGGCCCUGGACCUCGCGGAGGACUGCCCCUACCUGAGCCCGCUCUGCGACCAGCCGCUCUUCUCGGGCGGCCGCGGCGUCGCCGUCAACGUCACCGUCGCGAACGGCUUUGGGGUUUUAGGCGCCGUCGUCGACGCGAGAUGGGUCCCCGGCGAGCACGGCGAGCAUCUGGACGUCGCCGUGCCGUCGGCGAUCCACGGCGACGGCGUGGCGCUCUGGCCCUGGUUCGGCGCCGUCGCCGUGCGCGUCGCGCCGCGGGCGACGGGCUUCGUCGGAGUCGCACGCGGCGCGCUCCACCUCGCCGUCGAGACGCGCACCGACGCGCCGGCGGCGCGGACCUACCCCUUCGGGCGCCCCUCGGGCGCGGGCACCUGCGGCGGGGCACCGGCCGAGGCUCGCGUCUGGGUCGCGCUGCCGAUUGCGGCGGCGUUCGCGGAACCGCCGCCGCGCGCGAAGCGCGUGCUCUGGGACGCGACGCACUCGCUGGCCUACCCGCCCAUCUUCGCGACGCGCGACUUCCUCGGCCAGAACGCGGACCUGCUGGACUGGAACGGCGACACGCCGGAGACGAACUUCCGCGAGACGUUUUUAGAGUUGCGGCGCCGCGGCUUCUACGUCGACGUCGCGCGCGGCGACCUGCGCUGCCACGACCUCGACGCCUACGGCGCGCUCCUGAUCGCGGACCCGGAGGACCUCUUCUGGGACGGCGAGGUCGACGCCGUCGAGCGCGCCGCGCGGCGCGGGUUGGGCGUCGUCGUGUUCGGCGACUGGCACGACGCGGCGCUCCUGGACAAGUCGGCCUUCUUCGACGACAACACGCAGGUCUUCUGGACGCCCGCCGUCGGCGGCGCGAACGUGCCCGCGCUCAACAAGCUGUUGGGCCGCUUCGGGGCCGCGCUCGGCGCGGAGGUCUACGACGGUCCGCUGCCCGCGGCGCUCGGCGACGGCGCGCGGUUCCAGUCGGGCAACGCCAUCGCGCGCUUCCCCGCGGGCGGCUGGCUCGUCCACGCGCCGCGCCUCGCGCGGCGCCGGUCCCUCGGCCGCGCCAAGGAGCCGGACGGGCAGCAAAGGGUGGCCGUGCUCGGCGCCGCGGAGACGGCCGCGGGGCGGCUCGUGCUCUUCGGCGACUCGGGCUGCCUCGACGAGGCCCACCGCCAGGGCGGCCCCUGCUUCCCGCUGCUCCACGCGGCGCUCGCCUUCGCGGCCGCGGGAAAGCGCGACAAAGCGGUCUUCCCGGACGCCGCGCGCCUCGCCGAGGACCACGCGCGCGGCGCGGCGCCCUUUGACCACCCGGCGGACGCCAUGCUCCGCAAGUACUCGCGCCACUACGCCGGCGCCGCCCACGGGCCGCCGCCCUACGACGCGCGCCCCGCGGAGCUGCCCUCGGAGCCCGCGUGCCGCGCGGCGGGCGUCGCCGCGCUCCGGAGCCUCGCGGCGAGCGAGGCGGCGCCGGCGUAA
This is a messenger RNA of Aureococcus anophagefferens, 2781 nucleotides long. RefSeq lists its product as hypothetical. Lineage: Eukaryota; Pelagophyceae; Pelagomonadales; Pelagomonadaceae. The transcript has a single exon. Gene Ontology annotation, biological process: proteolysis. The record is from RefSeq and is a predicted model, not a curated record. Bases 1 to 2781 code for a protein of 926 amino acids. Gene Ontology annotation, cellular component: Golgi apparatus. Gene Ontology annotation, molecular function: serine-type endopeptidase activity.